Messenger RNA from Psilocybe cubensis, 315 nucleotides. RefSeq lists its product as uncharacterized. Bases 1 to 315 code for a protein of 104 amino acids. The transcript has a single exon. NCBI's taxonomy places the organism in Eukaryota, Fungi, Basidiomycota, Agaricomycetes, Agaricales, Agrocybaceae. The record is from RefSeq and is a predicted model, not a curated record.
AUGCCACUCACCUCGCUUGGCUUUAUCAGAAGUACUGGCGCUGAUGUUUUUACAUCGUCUUUCCUUGUAGAUGGUGUCAUCUACCAUUUCAUCGGAAGAUUGAGCGCCACAACCAAACUAUUUACUUGCUACAAUGCCACACUUACAUAUAAUUCAAAGGACGAUCUCACAGCAACGCGUCAAGUGAAGGGUUUCGUGGGCCCGAGCACGAUUUCUAUGGAGAUAGAUAAUGGACCCACCAUCAGCGGAACACUCGACCUGCCUAUAUACCCUCCAGGUGAUUUGGAUGGAAGCGGUAUUUGGAACAUGUCCUAG